CCGCUCUGCAGCCGCCGGCACCAGGAACUGCGCCGAGCGGAGCGCGCCGGUCCCCGCCAUGUCUGCAGCCAUGAGGCAGAGGUUCGACCAGUUCCUUCACCAGAAGAACUGCAUGACUGACCUCCUGGCCAAGAUCGAGGCCAAGACCGGCGUGCACCGCAGCUUCAUCGCGCUCGGUGUCAUCGGCCUGCUGGCUUUGUACCUGGUGUUCGGUUAUGGAGCCUCUCUCCUCUGCAACCUGAUAGGAUUUGGUUAUCCAGCCUACGUCUCAAUUAAAGCCAUAGAAAGCCCCAACAAAGAAGAUGAUACCCAGUGGCUGACCUACUGGGUAGUAUAUGGUGUGUUCAGCAUUGUCGAAUUCUUCUCUGACCUCUUCCUGUCCUGGUUCCCCUUCUACUACAUGUUGAAGUGUGGCUUCCUGCUGUGGUGCAUGGCUCCCAGCCCUGCCAACGGAGCAGACCUGCUCUACAAGCGCAUCAUCCGGCCCUUCUUCCUGAAGCACGAGUCCCAAGUAGACGAUGUGGUGAACGACCUGAAGGACAAAGCCAAAGAGACUGUAGAUGCCUUCGCCAAGGAAGCCAAGAAAGCCACCGUGAAUUUACUGGGUGAGGAGAAGAAGAGCACCUAGACCACUGAUGGCUGGAGCCUGUCUGGCCUCUCUGCACCUCCUAUGGGAGCUUGACACCGGAUUAGGGGCUGUGGUGUAUGAUCGUUUUAAUGAUGUUGCCUUGGAAACAUUUUUGAUAUAUUGAACAAAGGAAUGUGUUGUAAGGUUUUUUGCUUACUUUCACUGUUUAUAUACUUAGGGAGCAUUUACACUUAAUGCAAUGGGCAGUGUCCAAGUUUUCAGAAAAUAUAUUAUGCCUCUGGGCUGGAAAAGACCUAUGUUACUAUCCUGUAGGAAAUAUAAACUUAAAAUUAUAUAUCCCACAGGCUUUGUAUUUCAGUGGGCUCUCUCUGCAUGCGUCUUCUCUGUACUUACCCUGUGCUUACGUUUUAGGAUACUCUUUAAGAGUAAAUGUUUAAAUGUUUUUAAUGUACCUGUGCAUACACACACGUAGGGAAAUGUUACUGUCUGUAGGCUGCAUAUUGCUUAUGGGCAGCACCAGCCAAAGGCUGAAGGUUCCAUUGUGUUGGUGUGAUCUGCUGAAUAGUACUUCAGAAAAUUAAUACAAAUGGGCAGUGUUUCAAAGGAACAGUUAAGUGAUAAAUGAGGCAGAAGGGAGGUUGGCCUGGUGGUUUCCUAACAUUGUAGCAGCUGAAUACCAGAACAGCUUUGUGAGGCAGUCAGCUAAGUGAUAAAUGGGGAAAUGUACACACACAUCACAGUUCCCAAUUCUGUAGAGCUAGUAAUAUUGUCUUGUAGCUUUUUAAAAACUGGCUGAUAAGCUUUGUUGUGGAAACCAUCCCUGGUUUCACUUUCAUAGCUGAGUAACAUGUUGGUUUAGUCUUGUUUCUUUCCUAGUCUUUUUAAAAACCUCUACUUUAAGGAACCUCUAGAGACUCGCCCACCUCUCAUUACAUGUACAUUCUUGUUUAUAUCAUUAGCAACUACAUGCUCAUGGUGACACCAGGCUCUAAGAGCAAUUCUCAGAGAAGUACGAUAUGCUGCACAGUCUAGUUGGUAGUGGGUAAGACAAACACCUUUACCUUCUUUCCCUGGACUUAAAGGUCAAACAGCAGAGGCUUCCCUAGUUUCCAAGUCAGAAUCAUUUGUAGUCCAUCUACAUGCUUUCAUCUAUAUGCUUUGUUUUGAUGAUAAACUAUGAGGUUAUAUGCAGUUUAAGUACAAAAUAAAAAGUUAAAAUUAAUAUUACUAGCUUGAUUAGCCCAAUGGCUUAUAGGGACCUUGACAAUUUGUCCAUACUAGAGAGUCUAAGCUUUGCACUGACCAUACUGCUAGAGUCCUUGUUAGACUAAACUGACUAAAACAAAAGCAUUACAAAACGAAAAACCAGGCCUAUAAAAUAUUUUAAGGCAAAUAAAGAUGAUAGUUCCCUUUUAGAUAACAAUUAGGUAAAGUCAUAAUGAUGUGUCACAGUGUAAAACAAAAAUAUGUCAAAGGUAUCAAAAAUAAGAAACACUAUCACCCCAAUAUAACAAUAUGGAUCAGGGCCUUUUUUGCGGAGAGAAGAAUGUGAUGAUAAUAAAGCACCUUAUUAAGCUUAUGAUAAAACAUAAAAUCUUUCGGAAAGCAAACAGCUACUUGUUAUUGGAAGAAAGUUAAGCCUUAGGUUAAAAAGUUUCAGAAGUACCUCUGCUGCUGCUGCUGCUGCUGCGCCGCUUCAGUCGUGUCCGACCCUGUGUGACCCCAUAGACGGCAGCCCACCAGGGUCCCCUGUCGCUGGGAUUCUCCAGGCAAGAACACUGGAAUGGGUUGCCAUUUCCUUCUCCAGUGCAUGAUGGUGAAAAGUGAAAGUGAAGUCGCUCAGUCAUGUCUGACUCUUAGCAACCCCAUGGACUGCAGCCUACCAGGCUCCUCCAUCCAUGGGAUUUUCCAGGCAAGAGUACUGGAGUGGGGUGCCAUUGCCUCUAGGAGUAUUUAAAUCCCUUUCCCUAUAAAUCAAGUAUGCUUUCUUGGUGGUAAAAGAAUGAAAAUUAGCAACUUCUAGCAUUCAGACUGUAUAAUCAGACUGUUAGUAUACAGAAUAUGUAACUUUUAGUGUACAAAAUAUCAGGCAAGAUGGUGAAGCAUGAAAGUUACCAUUGCUUAUAACUACUUACAGGCUAAUACCAAUUUAGACAAAAAUUUCUGAAUGCAAUUUUUUUUCUUUUUACUAUAGGUUUCUCUUGCAGGACAGUCUGUGAGAAAUUUUAGUUACUCUUUUUGGCAGUCAGCAUGUACAUAUUAAUGACAGGAGAAGCUAUGAGUUGAGCAAUUCUUCUCUCAGUUUAGAUUUCCAAAAAACCAUACUGCUGUGGCUAGAGUAUUUGAAAAACUAAUUGAGCCUGUGUUCAGCUAUAAGACAAGUAUUUAUUUGUACAUGAAUGGUAUUUUGGGGAUAUGUGAAGGCAAAGAAUUCCUACAAGACAGUUACUGCUACCCUGGGGAAUCUUCUACCCACAGCCUGAAGAAUAUGAGCAUAACCUUUAAAUAAGUUACCACCUAUCCUGAAGAUGUGCUAUAUUAAAUGGAAAUAGAUGUAAAUAAAAUUUUGUUAUC
Messenger RNA from Budorcas taxicolor (takin), 3163 nucleotides. It is a transcript of the gene REEP5, whose product is annotated as receptor accessory protein 5. Lineage: Eukaryota; Metazoa; Chordata; Mammalia; Artiodactyla; Bovidae. The transcript is spliced from 5 exons. The record is from RefSeq and is a predicted model, not a curated record. Bases 59 to 628 code for a protein of 189 amino acids.